This is a messenger RNA of Aspergillus welwitschiae, 1929 nucleotides long. RefSeq names its product cytochrome P450. The coding region runs from base 360 to 1862 and encodes 500 amino acids. The record is from RefSeq and is a predicted model, not a curated record. Gene Ontology annotation, molecular function: monooxygenase activity; heme binding; oxidoreductase activity, acting on paired donors, with incorporation or reduction of molecular oxygen. Lineage: Eukaryota; Fungi; Ascomycota; Eurotiomycetes; Eurotiales; Aspergillaceae. The transcript is spliced from 3 exons.
CUGGCUGUUAUAUGCACUAUCAGUAUGUAACUAAAUUGCUUAGGGAGUUUGACCCCUGACGGGACUAAACAUAGUGGUCUUGUUGGGCCAGUGAUAUAAUUCGGACCCUACGUCGGUUCGAGAACACAACCAAUACCACGCGUCGGUAUCGCAGCCCAGGAGUCCUCGAGAUCGGAUUAAGUUUAUUAUGGAAUUGGGAGCCAAAAUGUGAUAGGCUGUACGUGCAUGCAUUAGCCCACGUAAGCCAACAGGUCCUUCUCUUCCAAUCCUUCCCAACAUCCUCUCCAGUGCUCCACCAACGUCUAUUUAGUGUGCCUUCCUAACUCUUGCGUUUUCUUUCCUACAACCACACUAUCAACAUGGCCAUUAACGCUUUGAGUAUAGCUAUCUCCCUGCUGGUGAUUUAUCCCAUAAGCCGCAUUGUUUACAAUGUGUUUUUCAGUCCAUUGAGCCAUUUACCCGGGCCAAUUAGCUGGUCUGCCACUCGUUUGCCGUUUACCAGGGCACUACUUCGGGGCACGAUUGUCCAUGACUUCGAAAGAUUGCAUCGCAAGUACGGCCCAGUUGUUCGCACCGCCCCUGACGAGGUCAGCUUUGCCAGCGGUGACGCUUGGGCCGACAUCUACGCGAGUCGGCCUGACGAUCGGCAAUUUCUCAAAGAUCCCCUCUGGUGGCGCAGGCAGCCUGGCCAGCCUGAUACUCUGUUGAGUGCAAUCCAUCCGGCGAAACAUUCCCGCAUGCGUAAACUACUCGCUCCGGCCUUCACCCCGCGUGCCUUGAGGGUGCAGGAGGCUGUGCUACAAAGAUAUGCCUCACUUCUUGUUGACCGUAUCAAAGACCAAGUCUCAGUCGCUGGCACAGACGGGGCAGUGAUUGACAUGGGCCCCUGGUUCAAUUUCACAACAUUUGACAUUUUUGGCGACCUCGGCUUUGGCGAGUCAUUCCAUUGUCUGCAGCACUCACAGUACCACCCCUGGAUUGCACUAUUAUUUGGUAGUGUUAAGGCGGCAUCAUUCAUUGCGGCAGCGCGGUAUUACCCCCCGUUGGAAACGCUACUGAUGAAAUGCAUCCCCCGCUCGCUGCAUGAAAAGAGUCAACGCCAUUACCGGCAAAUCAUCGACAAGAUCGACCGACGGCUCAGCUGGGAGCUUCAGCGACCGGACAUCAUGUCUCACCUAAUGGAUGAGAAUGGCCAAGUGGCAUUACCACGGGGAGAGCUCAAUACGACCUUUAUGAUUUUGACUACAACGGGCAGUGAAACGACUGCCACUGUGUUGACGGGCAUUCUGACCUAUCUAGUGAAUCAACCAGAAGUUUUGGGGCGCCUCAUCGGGGAGAUCCGUGGAAGGUUCGGAUCUAGUCAAGACAUCAGCCUGUCAGUAGCGGCGGAUCUGCCGUACCUCACUGCAGUGAUUCAGGAGGGUCUCCGACUGUGUCCACCUGUGCCGUGGAUGCUUCCCCGCCAGGUGCCACCGGGAGGAAGCACGGUGUGUGGGACUUGGUUACCGGGCGGAACCGCGGUUUCCCUGCAGGCUUACACUCUCAAUCGCGACCCCUCUCGGUUCCAUGCAGCCUCCUCCUUUUUACCCGAGCGAUGGCUCCCGGAUGCUUCGAGUAAUCCCAACUCCAACUUUUACCAGGACGACCGUCACGCCGUGCAGCCGUUCAGCAUGGGACCGCGGUCUUGUCUAGGUCAGCACCUGGCAUGGGCGGAGAUGAGGUUGAUCCUUACCAAGUUACUGGUCAAUUUUGACUUCGAGGCGGUAGAGGGGAAACAGUUGCGAUGGGAAGAAUUGCGGACCUUCUUGUUGGUGGAGAAGCGCCCCUUGGAGGUGCGAGUGCGGCUGGCCCCGGUCAAUUGACCCCGUCUUGGUGGGGCUGAAUCCUUCUGAGCUUGGUCGAGCUUGUUUCUACGCAGCUAAUAUAGAG